CUAUAAUCCUCCUCCUCCAGGCGUAGGUGAACUCACUGAAAUGUUUCUUUAAGCCUUCUCGUCAGAGAGACAAAACAGAGGCAAAGAUUACAGAGAGAGAGAGAGAGAGAUGGUUGUACUUCUUCAGCUUCCAAGAUUUCACGCAUCGGUAUUUCUCACCAAACCGGCAUCUCUCUGCAAAACCCAUUUCAAUCUUCUUCUAAAACCCAAAUUACCCAUUACAAUCAAAUCCACUCUCUCAACCGCCUCCGGUCCUACGGAAAAUAUCGAUAUCCCGGAGGAAGACACCCACGUCCAACUUUCGCUUGAGAAGCUCUUUGUCCCUCCGGAAACCGACGUUCCUUCCGCUGGUGCUACUUCCAGUCUGACUGCGAGAAUCUUGAAGGGCUCGAAUAUUGUGCUGGCUAAGUACGCGAGGGACGCUCAGAUUGCGCAAGCCGAGUUUGUCAAAAGCAGUGUCAAAACCGAGGAUUGCCCCUCCGAUGGCCUCCCUGAGUUUGCGCUUGUAGGCCGCUCCAAUGUUGGCAAGUCCUCGCUGCUCAACUCGCUUGUUCGCCGCAAGCGCCUCGCCCUUACGUCCAAGAAACCUGGGAAGACUCAAUGCAUCAACCAUUUUAGGAUCAAUGAUAGCUGGUACCUGGUGGAUUUGCCUGGAUACGGGUAUGCAGCUGCGCCACAGGAACUUCGCAUAGACUGGGAGAAGUUCACUAAAGACUAUUUUCUGAAUCGACCAACGCUAGUUUCUGUUUUCCUUCUCAUAGAUGCUAGCAUUCCUGCCAGAAAAAUUGAUCUUGAGUAUGCUAGUUGGCUAGGUGUGAAUCAGAUUCCCAUGACAUUGAUCUUCACCAAAUGCGACAAGCGGAAGAAGAGAAAGAAUGGAGGGAAAAGACCAGAAGAAAAUGUGAAUGAUUUUCAGGAGUUGAUACAAGGCUUCUUCCAGACAACACCACCAUGGAUUAUGACUAGCAGUGUUACCAAUCAGGGUCGUGAUGAGAUACUACUGCAUAUGGCUCAGUUACGGAAUUACUGGCUCAAGCACUAACAAGUACAUGCCCUUCCUGUCCCAAUUAGCGGCGUGUGUUCUUGACAAAGAAAAUAGUAUAGUGCUUCAUCCUGCCGUACAAGGUUGUUCAUUGCUGAUUUCUACCAUUAUGAAGCCGUGAGGCAGCAGUAAGGCCCUAAGCUAAUCUACAGAUGGACAAAGAGGAUAUUCAGAAGGGUGGAACUCGAUAUUGUACAAUAGGAGCCUGCAUGUUGUACAAUGUUACAAUUCAAUUCUAUGGAAUCUUCUUUUUUUUUUUUUUUUUUUUUUUUCAUUUUCUAUUUUUGGUAACUCAGUAGGUACCAACAUUAAGAAACGCAGAAACUUUUUGUUCAUGUUGAGUGAAAAUAUGGCUCUUGGUUGUAGUGUUUAUAACAUCAUAUAGUAAGUGAAUCUACUGAAACCUUCACUUAUUUUAUUUAGUCAAAGAAAAAGGUUGAAUGCCUGAAUUCUUGCAGUUGAAUUGCUUCCUGCUUGGGCCAGAAGCUUCAAGGAACAAUAAGGAACCCACAUCCAAAAAUAAUCUCACUUCGGUAUUCACAAUUUUGAAAAAGAAUACAAAAAAAUCAUACAUCCAAAUUCUAACCACCACCAAUGAAGCUCCAACCAAUUCACCUCAAAUUGUUUAGCUCCAACUAAUUCAUAUCACAUAA
Molecule: messenger RNA, 1695 nt
Organism: Corylus avellana
Lineage: Eukaryota; Viridiplantae; Streptophyta; Magnoliopsida; Fagales; Betulaceae
Product: P-loop containing nucleoside triphosphate hydrolases superfamily protein
Molecular function (GO): GTP binding
Source: RefSeq, a predicted model, not a curated record